AGAGGCAGCCACUAGGAGUCGCAGGAUUCGGGUUUUAAAAAACGCCGGCAAUGAAUCGGCUGAGCGGGCCGUUUGAACCCAAGGGGGCGCAGGUGGCGCUGGAGCAGCCUCCCUGCUGGCACACGUGGCUAGCGCGCUCCUAAGCCUACCCCAGACGCCAGCCUUUACGCCCGAACCGUGAAGGCGGAGAAGAAACCGCGGGGCCGAGACCUUCCGCGCCCUCCAUGGACCCGCCCCGCCGGCGCCGCAAGCCCGAAACUCCGAGGAGGCGCACCGGGAGCCCGGCACCCGGCCCCCGCCGGCGGGGCGCCCCCGCAGGUCGCCGGAGAUUUCUGGUUCUGAAGGAGAUCCGAAAUCUUCAGAAGAGCACACACCUAUUGUUAAGGAAGGCCCCAUUCAGCCGCCUGGCAAGAGAAAUAUGUGUUAAAUUCACUCGUGGUGUGGACUUCAAUUGGCAAGCCCAGGCCCUGUUGGCCCUACAAGAGGCGGCCGAAGCAUUUCUAGUUCAUCUCUUUGAGGACGCCUAUCUCCUCUCCCUACAUGCCGGCCGAGUUACUCUCUUCCCGAAGGAUGUGCAGCUGGCCAGGAGAAUCCGAGGCAUUCAGGAAGGGCUCGGCUGAGAUGCCACCAGUCCCGGGAUGAUACCAGGGACUCUAUCCAGAGCCAGGACCAGAUCCAUGGAGUCCAGCUGCUGCUUGGACUUGCUGUCCAUGAGCAGAGUGUGUGCAUUGCUUUUGUAAUUGGUUUUUUUAAGAAGGAGCAGACUGCAUGGCUUUCCUAUGCAACGGAGGUAAUAUAUAAGAAAAUCAACAUGAUUCCAGAGGCCUGAGCAUUAUUUUCGGAUAAAGAGACUCCAAGCUUGACUUCAGUUUGUAAAUUAUUCAUAUGAUUACGUGGUGAUUCUGAAGACCUCAGAUUUGUUGCGUUAUGGCAGAAAAGGAUAUUUGCUUAUUCUUUUAGAUCUUUGUACCAUUUAAAUUUUUUACCAUAUGUAUAUUUACUUCUAUUUAUAACAUAAGGGGAAAAAUAAGAGAAGACCACUUCUGUCAGUUGCAUGGAAGAGCCUGACAUAUCUCAGCAUACAAAUCUCUGUUCUUCUCUAAGCUUAAUCUUAGUGGUAGCAGCAAGUGCUUAUGGGGUCUGUGCCUGUCAACAAAUUACAGUUGCUCAAAAAUCUCAGUUGGGGUUAAAAUUGAAAAUCUUUUAAGGUUUGAUGUUCUGGUUCUUCCUAGUAAAUUUCUAUCAAAAUCAUUCUAACUUAUAGAAUUUUAUUAUUUGUAAAUCACAGAAGAUGUAUCAUAGUUUAUACUUUAGAAUUUUUCAUUUCAGAAUUUUCAAGUGCCUUUUCAAUGUUUUUACAGGUAUAUUUAUAACUUCUUUGUGGAGAGAUAAUAAAAAUAAUUCUUUAAUGAAAAAAAUUUAAACAGUUACUCUUACAGCAUACAUGUAUAUUUUGUGUGUUAACAUGAAGUUCUUCAUUUGUACACUGUUUUCAAACAACUAACAUUUAAACAAGAGAAUCGUUUUGCCUUCAAUGGAGUAAAGUGAGUAGAUAAAAACCUUGCCCUUCUGUUGUAACUGAAAGCAGUUUAAGAGAUUUCCAAACAAAUAGGAAGUGCCACCCAAAGAUUUUUAGAUUUUUUUUUUUUUAGAUUUGUAUUAAAAUAUAGCUAACAUACAAUAUUAUUAGUUUCAGGUAUACAUCAUAGUU
Molecule: messenger RNA, 1711 nt
Organism: Rhinolophus ferrumequinum (greater horseshoe bat)
Lineage: Eukaryota; Metazoa; Chordata; Mammalia; Chiroptera; Rhinolophidae
Gene: CENPA
Product: centromere protein A
Exons: 5
Coding region: 225-620 (131 amino acids)
Cellular component (GO): nucleosome
Molecular function (GO): DNA binding; structural constituent of chromatin; protein heterodimerization activity
Source: RefSeq, a predicted model, not a curated record